Leptopilina boulardi is the source of this 828-nucleotide messenger RNA. It is a transcript of the gene eIF4E4, whose product is annotated as eukaryotic translation initiation factor 4E-1A-like. The record is from RefSeq and is a predicted model, not a curated record. Gene Ontology annotation, biological process: translational initiation. The transcript is spliced from 4 exons. Lineage: Eukaryota; Metazoa; Arthropoda; Insecta; Hymenoptera; Figitidae. Gene Ontology annotation, cellular component: eukaryotic translation initiation factor 4F complex; cytoplasm. Gene Ontology annotation, molecular function: translation initiation factor activity; RNA 7-methylguanosine cap binding. The coding region runs from base 59 to 769 and encodes 236 amino acids.
AUUUUUUUUGUUUUAACGACCAACCCAACUCUGUCGUUAUUACUAAAUUUUUCCCAGCAUGCCAUUGCGUUGCCUUGUCAAUGAGGUUCUUUCAAUGAAGGAAACUUUUAGAAAGCAAACUAGUGAUAUGGCUACAAAUAAUUCCGAGGAUAUGGAGGAAGUUGAUAAAAAAGAAUUGGAACUCGUUAGUAUGGAAGAAUUUCCACCUGAGUUGUUAAUUAAACAUCCCCUUCAAAACACGUGGACUCUUUGGUAUUAUGAACAAGAUCGUUCAAAAUCAUGGGAGCAAAGUCAACGUGAAAUUACCAGCUUUGAUACGGCUGAAGACUUUUGGAGUUUGUACAAUCACAUUAAAUGUGCCUCAGAAUUAAGAAGUGGCUCCGAUUAUAGUAUGUUUAAACAAGGAAUACGACCAAUGUGGGAGGAUGAUGCUAAUAAAAGUGGAGGAAGAUGGCUAAUUAAUCUUGAGAAAAAACAAAGAGCCACUGAAUUAGAUCGUUUUUGGCUUGAAAUAUUAUUAUGCAUGAUUGGCGAGGGAUUUAAUGAAUUUUCCGAUGAUAUAUGUGGAGCUGUUGUUAAUGUUAGGCCACGUCAAGAUAAACUCGCUCUUUGGACAGGAGAUGCACAUAGUUCACAGAGCAUUAUGGAAAUUGGACGCAAGUUAAAAGAACGCUUGAGGAUUACGUCAAAAGUGACAAUAGGUUACCAAAUUCACAGUGAUACAAUGGUUAAAACAGGAAGCAUGACCAGAAAUACUUAUACAGUUUAAAAAAAAAAAAAAAAAAGAAUUUAUUUUUUUUUCUGAAAGUUAUCCAAGACUUUGAUUAU